GGGUGUUUGGGAAAAUCACUUGUUGGAAAAGAGAGGAAUCUAAAUUUACCUGACAGCAGUUACUCAGCCUCAUCAUGGUUUGAUUAUCGCUAUGAACCUCAUAAAGCCAAGCUGUACGGUAAAUAUGGAUGGGCACCAAGGUAUAAUGAUAAUCCUGAUGAUUACCUGCAGAUUAAUCUCAGUACUACACGUGUUAUUACUGCUGUAGCAACACAAGGAAAUGGUGGUGAUAAAGAUGACGAAGAUCAUAAGGAAGUAAAAAAUGAGUGGGUGAUAAGUUACAAGAUGAACUACUCAGAUGACUCGUCAAACUGGAUCAGUUAUGAAGACGACAACGGUGCACACAAGGUCGAUGGAAACACCGACAUAGACAAGGUGGUACGACAUGAUUUCAAAACACCCAUCAUAGCCCAGUACAUAAGAUUUAUACCACUGGAUUAUAAAACUGCUAAGACAAUGCGAGUGAAUGUUUACGUAUCCACUAAAAUACAAGUGCCGCCAUCUAUCACAGUCAAAUCUUUUGAAAGGUCAAUACGGAUAGAAUGGACGAUAAAGACUUGUUCCGCCACAAACCCUAUCACAGCUUUUAAGGUGAAGGUUGGAAGUAAUGUGACAACAAUAAUGCAGAGCAAUACAACUAGAAGCUAUAUCUGGGCCAAUCUAAAGCCAUACACUGUAUACCAUGUAUCAGUGGGAGCAGAAACCCAAAAUGGAUCAACAUGGAGUGAGGUGAAAAAGAUUAGAACUUUAGUAGCAGAGCCUGCGAUUGCACCAACAUACAUAGUUGCGCGUCCAACCUCUUCGAAGACAAUACRAUUGGAAUGGGCGGUAAACGUAAUGCAAUUAUUUUAUAUAGUGUAUUCUACAGAGUACAAUUAACGAUUUAAUUGUUCUCCUCUUGUUCAAUCAGAAACGAGUAAUUUCAUUGAGGAUAUUAUAAACCCCUUAGGGCCGGCUUAGAUGGUACGAUUUUCGCCUACAACUAUCGUAUACAACACGCUCGGGUC
Actinia tenebrosa (Australian red waratah sea anemone) is the source of this 1007-nucleotide messenger RNA. RefSeq lists its product as uncharacterized. Gene Ontology annotation, molecular function: protein binding. Lineage: Eukaryota; Metazoa; Cnidaria; Anthozoa; Actiniaria; Actiniidae. The record is from RefSeq and is a predicted model, not a curated record.